AUGGUCCAAAACAGUGAGAAUCAAGUCCUCAGAGGCCAAGUGGCUCUGGUAACUGGCGCUUCGCGCGGCUGCGGCCGCGGAAUUGCCAAAGAAUUGGGCCGAGCCGGCUGUAUUGUGUAUAUCACUGCGUUGCGCAUGGAAGAUGAAGAUCCUAUGAUUCAAGCGGUCCGAGAAAAGCUGCCUACGUUGGAGAGUGUGGCUAAAGAAGUAGGUUGACUAAAUUUUUUGACGAAAAAUCGGAAUUUUUGAGGAUUUUUGGGGGAAAAAAUUUUGCACUGUGCAGUAAAUUUUUGAAGUUACAAUUAGUGUAGAAAUGGGGUAAAAUACGCUUCGCCAAUGUUUAUGAUUGUUUUUCUAGCACUGCAGACAAAUAUGUGUCUAAUAAUUUUUUGAUCGCAUCGCUUUUGCUAGCCAAAAUUUUAAAAAAAAAUUUUUUGCACUGUGCAAAAAGUUUUUGCCUGCACAGUGCAAAAUCAUGGUAAAAUACGAAAAAUAAGAUAAAAUAAAAUAAUUAUACAGCGCCAAAAACUACUAAUUACUUUAUAACUUUCACAAAUCCAAUGCUGUUUUAGCCAAACUUUUUUAAAAAAAAAUUUUUGCACCGUGCGAAAUUUUCAAAUUAAAAAAAUGUCUGAAACAGCAAAACAAAAAAAAUUCGCCGUUUUUGAAAACUCUAAUGUUUUUUUUUUAAUUUCAGAUAGAAGAUCUCGGUGGAAAAGCGAUUCCGAUUUACUGUAACCAUGAUAAUUCCGACGAAACUGCUGCAGUUUUUGAUCAAAUCAAGCGGGAACAAGAUGGCCAUUUGGACAUUCUUGUCAACAAUGCGUUUGCUGGAGUGCCGGUAAGGAAUUUUUAUGGAUUUUUUGAAUUUUAAUUUUUGAAAAAAUUUGAAUAUUCAAAUUUUUUUGAAUAUGCAAAUUUUGAUAAUUAUCAAAAUUUUUCAUUUUUAAACCUUUAUGGAUAUUCAAAUUUUUCAAUUAUGCAAAUUUUUUAAAAAUAUUCUAAUUUUACAAAAUUUUCAGUACAUGCUAAAAUACAUGCAUACAAAAUUUUUCGACCUCCCGGAGGACAUCUAUGACACCUUGAACAAUGCCGGCCUAAAGGGCCAUUACUGGUGCGCCAGACACGCGGCCAAAAUGAUGAUUCAAAAGGGGAAGGGAUUUAUUGUCAAUAUCAGCUCGUUUGGAGGGAUAAACUACACGUUUAAUGUUGCGUAUGGCGUUGGCAAAGCUGGAGUAAGUUCAAAAUUCAAUUUUUAGACAUUGAUUUUUUCUUGGAAAAUUUUGAAAUUUUUUUGGAAUAAUUUUUUUAUUUUGGGAAAAUUAAAGGGUUUUUUGAUUGUAAAAUACAAAUUAUCCAAAGGUCGGUUUAAAAUACGAUAUAACCUGUUUAUUUUUUACCAUUAUAAAUCCAAAUUCAAUCAAAAAUCUCAAAGAGAAGCCAAACUUUCCUUCCAAAAACGAAAAAAUCCGCAAAAAAUCGUUUCCUUUUCAAAAUUUUCGAAAAAACCUCAUGAAUCUACAAAAUAUAAAAUAUAUAGAUGAUGUGCAUAAUCUAAACCCCACUAUCCCACCAUAAAAUCAACCAAAAACAAUUUUGACCCCGACGUGAUUCGAACACGCAACCUUCUGAUCUGGAGUCAGACGCGCUACCGUUGCGCCACGGAGUCACACGGGCCGGGUUCUCUCGGUUUUCUCUUUGAGUGCGGGUUUUUUCGGCUGGCAAAAGAGAAAAAAGGGUGGGGACAAAAAGAGAAAUUGAUGGGAAAAGAGUGGGUUUAUCAUAAAAAAGAAGGUUGAAAAAAAUAAAAAUGUAUACCUCUAAAUCAAAAUUUAUUAAAAUUUGCAAUUCCAAAGACUCUGAGAGCCGUUUGUGGGAUUUUUCCUAAACUUAUUGUUUUCGUGGUGGGACCCAAAUUGAGAUUUUUUUGUUCCUUGGAGCGUCUUGGUACCUUUAAUGGUAUUAUUCACAGUUUUGGGCAAUUUUAGCCGCUUUGCGAGAACUUUCCCAAUUUUAUUGUUUUCGUGGUGGGACCCAAAUCAAGAUUUUUUGUUUCUUGGAGUGCCGUGGUCCUUUCAAAGAUACUAUUUAUAACUUUGGACAACGUUGAGUCGUUUUGUGAGAUUUUUUCCAAUUUCAUUGUUUUCGUGGUGGGACCCAAAAGACGCAAAUUUUCAUGGAACAACAAAAUUUUUACUAAUCUUGAAACUUUGCUAGCUUCCAAAGACCGUACUGUAAUCAAAAUUAAUAUUCCAAAAUGCAAAAAAUUGCAAAUUUUUAAAAAAAAUUUGAAAAAAUCCAAAAAUUCCGCCAAAAAUUCUAAUUCUUCCCUUUCAGCUGGACCGAAUGGCCUCAGACAUUGCCUGGGAGCUCAAGGAGUUCAAUAUCCCUUGUAUUUCCUUCUAUCCUGCGCCCAAUCGAACCGAAUUAUUUUCCAAAGAAGUCGGCUUAAUCAAGCGCCAAUCAGUGAUUGAUGCCUACGCUGAAGCGGAGUCUCCCGAAUUCUCCGGGAAAUGCAUCGUCAAGUUGGCGACGGACCCGAAUUUGAUGAAGAAAACGGGGAUGAUAAUCAAUUCCAUACAAUGCGGAAAGGAGUAUGGAAUCAAGGACAUUGAUGGCAGUAAGUUAAUGCAGAAUUAACGCAAAACUGCAAAAAAAUCUUGGUAGUUUGAUAAAAAGUCCAAAAAUUUGAAUAAUUUUGCACAUUGACGAAUUUGCAAAAAAAAAUUGCAAGAUUUUGCAUAGAUUUGCCGAAAAUUACAGAGUUUCCAGAGAAAGAAAUUCCGCAGAAAGUUUUUGUCGAUUUCUCGGCGCUCAGGCAAGAUAUUCAAAAAAUUCUUUUAGCUGUAGAAAGAAGAAGAUGGGCGGUUUUUCGGCUAAAAAACUUCUCCUCUCCGCCAACGAGGAAAGUUGUGUAUUCGGCGGAGACUUUUGAUCGCUUUUUUGGUCAAAAAAAGACAAAUAAAGCGUCUAAGAUUGGUGUAAUGACCAAAAAAGCGAUCAAAAGUCUCUGCCGAAUACACCACUUUCCUCGUUGGCGGAAAGAAGAAGAAGUUUUUUAGUGGAAAAACCGUCCAUAUUCUUCUUUCUACUGCAAAAAGAAUUCUUUGAAUAUCUUGCCUGAGCGCCAAGAACUCGACAAAAACUUUUCGCGGAAUUUCUCUGGAAACCCUGUAAUUUUCGGUAAAUUUAUGCUGAAAAUCUUGGAAUUUUUUUUUGCAAAUUCGUCAAUGUGCAAAAUUAUGCAAAUUUUUGGGCUUUUCAUCAAACCACCAAGAUUUUUUGCAGUUUUGGAAAAUUUAUGUAAAUUUUCGAAAAUUAUGUAAAUUUUCAGGACAACCCGACAAUUCGUUGUUCACCAAGGAGCAUUUCGAAUUUUUGGACCGACUAAAUGAAACACGCACCAAGAUGAUGUUGUAA
Molecule: messenger RNA, 3420 nt
Organism: Bursaphelenchus xylophilus (pine wood nematode)
Lineage: Eukaryota; Metazoa; Nematoda; Chromadorea; Rhabditida; Aphelenchoididae
Source: the annotation of a GenBank genome assembly